Carassius gibelio (silver crucian carp) is the source of this 3775-nucleotide messenger RNA. RefSeq lists its product as uncharacterized. The record is from RefSeq and is a predicted model, not a curated record. The transcript has 6 exons. The coding region runs from base 2504 to 3436 and encodes 310 amino acids. Lineage: Eukaryota; Metazoa; Chordata; Actinopteri; Cypriniformes; Cyprinidae.
ACGGUCUCACUCCCAACUCGUCACAUAUGGACGCUUGGUCAGGACCCCUUGGCGUCACAUUUUAACGCACUGGGUAUCCCUUUGGCGUUAUUUUUCAACGAGCAGGGCAGUCCAAUUGACUUCUAUGGAACCCUGAACCCGAGCCUGAGGCGCCGAAAUUUGACGUUUUGGGUAAGCACGCGCAGCCCUUUGUUUGCUGUGGAUGAAAAAAAAAAAAAAAAAGUUCGCUGUGGAUGGAUCUAGACUACAAUAAAUACGAAUAGAUAGGAAUAGGCUACAAUAAAUGAUCUAUGCUGAGGCUGGUUAAAUGGUGUCCCCCAUAUCAUCUUUAUCUGGCCACACAACUAGGUUUUAAUGUUAAGAAAUCCCUCGCAGUCUGAUAUCAAAGCGCCCUCUGAGAAAUUGGGGGAGCGUUCGUCGUGCUGUUUAACAGCAUUCAGCGGUGAGUUUAACAACGCUCUACUGCAGGUAGAACAGCAUCCAGAUGUGAGUUUAACCAAAACAACGAUCAACUGCAGGUAAAACACUAUUCAGAGAUGAGUUUAACAACGCUCUACUGCAGGUAGAAUAGCCUCCAGAUGUGAGUUUAACCAAAACAACGAUCAACUGCAGGUAAAACACUAUUCAGCGGUGAGUUUAACAACGCUCUACUGCAGGUAGAAUAGCCUCCAGAUGUGAGUUUAACCAAAACAACGAUCAACUGCAGGUAAAACACUAUUCAGCGGUGAGUUUAACAACGCUCUACUGCAGGUAGAACAGCAUCCAGAUGUGAGUUUAACCAAAACAACGAUCAACUGCAGGUAAAACACUAUUCAGCGGUGAGUUUAACAACGCUCUACUGCAGGUAGAACAGCAUCCAGAUGUGAGUUUAACCAAAACAACGAUCAACUGCAGGUAAAACACUAUUCAGAGAUGAGUUUAACAACGCUCUACUGCAGGUAGAAUAGCCUCCAGAUGUGAGUUUAACCAAAACAACGAUCAACUGCAGGUAAAACACUAUUCAGCGGUGAGUUUAACAACGCUCUGCGGUGCGUGCAGUAAGCAGUUUAAGCGUUUUCUGCCAGGUCACAGGGUAAGUGACUAAUUAUAGGUGAUGCAUGCUGGAUAAUGUUUAUUUUUAUUUUUAUAGGAGUCUGGUAUUGAUAAAUAAAUGCACAUAUGCUUGUGUUCGAUUAAUCAAUGUCUUGUUUAUUUAUUUAUUUAUUAAAUAUCCUCUAAAUUAAUAACUCUGACGUCAUUGUAUGGCGCGAUCGUGAUCCCGAGGUUCAUUGCGUUUUUCCCUUUCCACUCGGUAAGUAGAAAUUAAUUAAUAGAGAUCGAGACUAUUCUUAAAUUUACACAAUAAAACUGUAGAAUCAGGACAAGUUGUGUUUAGAACUUUAAGACGUGUAAGGCAGCAAUUUAUUAGGACGGUUAAUGAUAGAAAAUUAAAUAUAUAUAUAUUUAAAUUACUUGCUGCACCACAUGUGCAGUAGGCUAGCAAAGUUAGCUAAUUAAAUUCAAAGUUAAUUUUUUUUCGCAUAUAAUCAUGAAGGUGCAAUCAUGGGGAAUACAAGAUUUUCAGUACUGAUUUGUUUCCAGUUACCUAUUUUAUAUAGCUCAAACUAUUAAGCCAUUUUAGCUAACAUUAUAAAUGGUCAGGCCAGUAAUUGUUUAAAAUCCACGGAUAAUUUGAUAAUAAAUGCCUAAAUAUUAUCUAUAAUAAUCAGUAGAAACAAAUUCAUAACAACAACAGUUUUGUGUCUCAGCACAAUUUCUCACUAUAAAAUAAAUAAUUUAAAUGUUCGUUCAGAGGUUAUAUAGGAGGCUAUGUUGAACAUUGCAAUUUUUCUAUUUCUUUCUUUUGUAUUAAAAUAACAAAAUUCCACCUUCCCAAGCUCAUUUAUUCACACAUGGUGCAACCCAAAAUCAACCAAAUGGGUGGAAAAACUCUUAAAUCUGGUAACAUUAAUGAAGAAUACUGGUGUAAAGUGUAAGGCAUAGGUGUCAAACUCAAUUCCCGGAGGGUCGCAGCCCUGUAGAGUUUAGUUCCAACCCUAAUUAAAUGCACCUUACUCAGCUAAUCGAGUCCUUAAGGUUUAUUUGAAAGUUAAAGGUAUGUUUCCUGGAGCAGGGCUGAGCCCCUUCAGGAACUGAGUUUGACACCUCUGGUGUAAGGUGUUCAAUUAUUAAUAUAUUUUUUUUCUCUCUCAUCAGGUCUUUCAAAUUUGCCUGCUCUUUAUUCCAAACCUCGACCACACAUACAGACAAACACACUCACUCACUCACUCACUCACACACAAUAAAGGCACUUUUAAGAGCCACGUCCGUCCUGUUUACCUGUCUGUUCUGUAGUUUACUUGUCACUCUCUUUUUAGCUCUCUCUAUAUCUUUAUCUCUAUUUUCAUCUUUAUUUGUUUUAUUUGACCAUCCUUCCAGUUCUCUUAAUAGUUCCUAAAAAUCCUCUUUAUCGUAACAGUUUGUCCAUCUGUUGUUUGUUUUUGUGUAUAUUUCUUGUCUAGUCAUGACAAGGCCCAAAUUCAGGCCCUGCCCUUCUUGCCAGACUCCCAAUCAGGCAAGCAGGAAAACUUGUCAUGUCUGCUUUGGAAGCCUGUCCACCAAAAACAAAAUAAAAGAAAAAGUGGCAUCACUGGAUAGCCAGUGGGGGAAAUCUGUCCUUAAAAGCAGAAAUGCUGGGCGUAUAAUUGAUUCUGCCCGUAUUGCAGUGCUGAAACUUGAGGCUGUCGGAUACAAGCCAAUUUUAUUUAUUGGGAAACAGGACAAAAGGGCUUCAAAUAAGUGGGUGGCAGAUAUUAUCACGCAUCUGCACCCCACUCCUGUCACCAAAGUGUUUUUGGAGAAGAUGCGGAGGGCUUAUGAGUUUAUCUUAACAAAAGCAACCUCCACAGCCCAGCAGCCGGAGAGCGUCCCCGCGGAGCGGCCGGAGAGCGUCACCGCGGAGCAGCCGGAGAGCCUCACCAAGCAGCCUGAAACUGUAUUUGUUCUCAAUCUUGUUCCUGUGCCUUGCUCGCUCUCUCCAACCUCUCUCUGUCCUCCUUCCUCUGCUACUUCUACAACUGUUCUUCCCUCACUUUCUUCCCCUCUUCCACCUCCACUGCGGCAGAGGAAAAGAAGGUUAAACACUUUUACCGCGUCAAACUCUACCACCCCUGUCUCUCCUCCAUAUCCAUCUGCCUCUUCCAUUUCCAAGCCUUUGAGUCAGGAGGUGCCACUGGUAAAGAACAGAAGAAAAGGUUGUCAAAAAUGUAGUAGGCAGAAGGUUUUCCUUUUUGAUAAAAUAACUGGGAAACAAAUAAAUGAGGGGAAAGCUGAAUUGAAAGUUCACUGGUUGCCUUGCACUGUGUGUGGCAAAACCUGGGAUGACACAUGGGAGCCUGCGAGUGAAUUCCAACACAUUGUGCCAAAGUCCCCACAUCCCAACCAGCUUUCAGCAUGACAACAUAGUCACCAUAGACACCUGGACUCAUCAAGCACCCUUCAAUGCAGUUCAUUUUUGAGUGUUUUUUCUUGCUGUUUGUUCUUCAGUAAAGUUUUUGCACAGUACCCAGUCUCUUUUAGUGUUUAGUCUCUUACAGUUGUCUUUUUAAAAAACUUUUUGCAUUGGUCUUGAACUGCUUAACAGUGUACCUUGCGAGAUCUUAAGUUUCUUGUCCAUGAGCAUAAGCUCAUAAAUACCAAAUAAUACUCCAAAAGCUACUAAAUUGUCACUCAAGUUUUGUAGUCAUGUUUGAAGUGUUUGAUUACAAUAAUAGAUAUGAAUUACUUUAUUAUUUAU